Aspergillus viridinutans is the source of this 2403-nucleotide messenger RNA. RefSeq names its product ubiquitin-protein ligase dscA (gene dscA). The transcript has a single exon. The coding region runs from base 1 to 2403 and encodes 800 amino acids. NCBI's taxonomy places the organism in Eukaryota, Fungi, Ascomycota, Eurotiomycetes, Eurotiales, Aspergillaceae. The record is from RefSeq and is a predicted model, not a curated record.
AUGGAUAACCGCGGUUCCUUCUUUUUCCUGCUGAUCGUUUUUUAUCUUCUUCUCAGCUCGCAGUCUCGUCCGCCGUUGCUUGACCAGGAUCGAGAGCGUCAGCGGGAAGUAGCAAGGGAACGAGAUGCACUUCGUUUGUUGAAUGAAUCCAACUAUGGGGACUUUGACCCGUCGGCUGAUAAAUGGCUUCCUUUUGCGGGAACCAGGAAGAACGACAGUUAUGCUUGGGGUAUUCUCCCGGAAGCUCAGGGUAGAGCUCGUCACCAGUUACGAUCCGCCAUUUCAAAUGCUGGGCUGCAACCUCCCAGGUCUCUAGAAGACCCCGACUCUUUACCUUCCCUGAAUCUAACCCAGUUGUUACUCCCGGUCUAUCGCAAUGCGACAGGGAAAUUGCGUGGAGAUUGGGUUCGCCGCAAGCUGGACAAAGACUCUCCGAAAGUCAACGCUACGGCUAUCGCUUUAGAACACGAAUACUUCACCCACGAAUUCGGUCUGAACAUCACUGGUAGCAGCGGAACGUUCUACUUGGAUCUCAGGGAAGGCGGGGGCGAAGAGCUUCGGGUAAAUAGCGGCCAAGUUCGAGAGAUACGAGCGACAUUGGCUGUCGAAAGCAAUGACUUUUGGGGAAAUACCUGGUAUAUCUCCUUAUUCGGUGUCCAUUUCCCAGAGACGGGAGGCAUCAUCCUGAGUUCAAAUAGCGAGAAGUUUGAGGGGUUGUUCGUGCUGCCGCAUCUGGCUUUCUCUUCAGACGCGUAUGAGCUUUCCCAUCAGCUUCUCCUCAAGUCACUCUCUGAUACCUUAUCUGAGAAAGAGAAUCGGCCUCCAACGCUUUUCCCGUGGUCGUCCUUAAUUGGAUCGGAGCAGGUAGAAUUCCCUGCACCGAAGUGUGAACAUAUUGUCUACCUGCAACAACAUCCAGUCGCUAUUCAUGACUACCUAGCGGAUAAGCCAGUGGUUGACCAGAUAGAAGAGGAGCUAAGAUUCCCAAUCGGGGCUCCGGUACCGCCUGCGCCGUUAAUGGUCAUGUCUGCCGUGGUAUUUUCUCCGGACUGUGGGUAUAUCCUCGAGACCAAGGGAACCCCAGACUUCCCUCCCAGCGAGGGCCUCUAUCUCACGGGCCCGAAAAUUGAAGAGUACGACAAAUACAGUGCGCGUCUCGUAUUUACCAUAUGUGGAGUGUUUGCCGCACAAAUCACACUACUUCUGAGACAGAUCAAGGAGGCGUCGACACCUUCCACCAGGAGCCGUAUCAGCUUCUAUACAAUUGCUCUUAUGGCCUUUGGGGAUGCUUUUGUUCUUAUCUUCAUUCUCUUGGAGCUGUAUCCGGCGGUGUCAUUUUUGGUCAUGGCGACGGCGUCGUUUCUCACGUUUCUGUCGGUCAGCUACAUUGGCAUGAAAUUCAUGAUGGAGAUCUGGGCCGUCCAAUCGCCCGAACGCAUGGAGCAAGAGCGUCGCUCCAACCCUUCGGCAUCAACUCCGCGUACAAGGGGCCUACCUCUCCCAGCGACAUCGCCCCGGGUAAGAGAGGCAACACCCAUCAUAUUGACUCCGGAUCAAGAUCCUCCUGCCGAGGAAGAUGAUCAACCAACCGACCGUGGCACUACUUCGACGGCUCAAGAAACUCGCAACGACGUGGGUGCGAUGUACGCACGAUUCUACUUCGUCCUGUUCGUGAUGCUCAUUAUUUCAAUAUGGUCUUUCCUUUGGCCGAAUCGGCUAGGAGCCCUGUAUGCGCGCGCUCUCGCCUUUAUCUACCUGUCGUUCUGGACCCCGCAGAUUGGCCGCAACAUCAUGCGGAACUGCCGUAAAGCGCUCCGGUGGGAUUUUGUGAUCGGGCAGAGCAUCCUGCGACUGUUCCCGUUUGUGUAUUUUCUAACAGUGCGUGGCAACGUGCUGUUUGUACGCCCAGAUACGACUACUGCUUUUGCGCUAGCAGGCUGGGUGUGGAUUCAGGUCUGGAUCCUGGCGAGUCAGGACAUUCUCGGACCGCGGUUCUUCGUCCCUCGAGGCUGGGCACCGCCAGCGUAUGACUAUCACCCAAUUUUGCGAGACGCCGAUGAGCCUGAGGCAGAUCUGGAGUCUGGCGGUGUCCUACCGAUCGGCGCUCUUAGGGCUGAGGAUCUUUCCGGCGACGCGAAGGAUGAGGACAAACAGCGGAUCAAGGACAGGAAAAAGGCGGUUUUUGAUUGCGCCAUCUGCAUGCAGGAAAUCGAGGUACCUGUUCUUGCAGCGCGUGGAGCCGCCGGAGGCAGCAGUGUCACGGAUGGAGCUACAAGCAUCCUCAGUCGUCGCACUUACAUGGUGACGCCUUGUCGACAUAUUUUCCACAGCACAUGUCUCGAGAGCUGGAUGCGAUUACGACUCCAGUGCCCCAUUUGUCGAGAGUCCAUCCCUCCUGUAUAG